Molecule: messenger RNA, 2053 nt
Organism: Arachis duranensis
Lineage: Eukaryota; Viridiplantae; Streptophyta; Magnoliopsida; Fabales; Fabaceae
Product: meiotic recombination protein SPO11-2
Exons: 11
Coding region: 567-1715 (382 amino acids)
Biological process (GO): meiotic DNA double-strand break processing; reciprocal meiotic recombination; meiotic DNA double-strand break formation
Cellular component (GO): nuclear chromosome
Molecular function (GO): DNA binding; ATP binding; DNA topoisomerase type II (double strand cut, ATP-hydrolyzing) activity
Source: RefSeq, a predicted model, not a curated record
UUGUGAUCAAUGCUCAUACUCUGAAUGUUGUUCUGUUUUGUUUUAAGGCUGUGUUUGGAAGAGGUGAUUGAUUUCUGAGUUUUGUUUAGUUUUUGUUUUAAGGCUGUGUGUUGUGUUCAAUUUUCAUUUUGUAGGAAAUUCUUUGAGGUAUAUAAGACUUGAGAAGGAAGACUAUUUAUAUGGUAUUACUCUGUUGAUUCUGGUCUGCUACAAGCUUGAACAUAGAAUUGAAGGGAGAAACCCUUUAUUAUUUCAUCAUUGGCCUAUUUUUGGCAUUGCAUAUCAUUGUAGUUUGUUUAUUCAUAGAACUAGUUGUUUAUGAUCCCCUUUUGAAGUAAAAAAAUGCAGUUGAAAAGUGUUUAAAUCCAGUUGCUUUAUUCAUUGAAUUUUUAUAGAAGUGUUUUAUUUUAAAACGGUUUUUUCGGUUGAACCAAUGAACCAGUGAACUAGUAAUUAAAACGGUUCAAUGAGUGGUCCGGUUUUCAAAAUCCUGAUUUCUUUCCACCUAGCACAUUAGGCAUUUUGGCGCCAAUUCUAAUUUUAGAUAUUUCAGGCUCUGGAAUCUGAUGGAAGAUCUUCGGAAUCCAAUGCUGAAGUUCUUCUCUGAUCAAGAGCUUUGUUAUGCUGAGAUCGUCCGUAGUGCUCAGGUCCGAGCUAGAAUUGAAGUUUCAGUGCUCAAUUUUCUCAAGAAUUUGAAUGCAUCAAACCCCGCCAUCUCAGAUUUGCCUCUGAUUCAGAGAAAAUUUUGCAACAGCCGAGUAAAUCAUAGCUUGAUGACCGACCUAUCAUGUGUUUUCCUCUCCCAUUCUGUUUCUUCGAGGUCCUUGAUGAGGCCUAAUGCAGCAAAGGCCUUCGUUAGAGUGUGGAAGGUGAUGGAGUUGUGCUAUCAGAUAUUGCUUCAGGAAAAGAGUGUCACGCAGAGGGAGCUAUACUACAAGCUUCUGUGUGAUUCCCCACAUCUGUUUCCUUCUCAGAUAGAUGUCAACAGGACAAUCCAAGAUGUCGUGGCAUUGCUUAGGUGCAGCCGAUACUGUCUCGGAAUCAUGGCAUCUAGUCGAGGUCUAGUAGCCGUCCGCCUGACUUUUCAGGAGCCGGGCAAAGAGGUUGUUGAUUGCUCUGUAUGCGGAUCUUCUGCACAUACAAUUCCGGGAGACGUGAAUUUGUUAGAAAACUUGAUUCUAGAUACUGAUGCUAGAUACAUUAUAAUUGUGGAGAAGCAUGCAAUAUUUCAGCGGCUUGCUGAGGAUCAAUUUUUUAAUCAAAUUCCAAGCAUUCUUGUCACAGCUAAAGGUUAUCCAGAUAUGGCAACGAGAGUUCUUCUUCAUCGAAUCCAUCGAACAUUUCCUGACUUGCCAAUUUUAGCUUUGGUGGAUUGGAAUCCUGCUGGAUUAGCUAUUUUGUGCACCUUCAAAUUUGGAAGUGUUACAAUGGGCCUAGAGGCAUACAGAUACGCGUGCAAUGUGAAAUGGUUAGGCUUACGGGGGCAUGAUCUAGAGAUGUUGCCUGACGAAUCUUUGGUUCCGUUAAAGCCAAAGGAUCUCCAAAUUGCUCAAAGCUUGAUGUCCUCCGGAAUCUUACAGGGGAAUUACAGAGAUGAGGUGGCCUUAAUGGUCCAGAGUGGUAGGCGAGCUGAAAUCGAGGCCCUAUACUUUCAUGGGUAUGAUUAUUUGGGGAAGUACAUAGCUAAAAAGAUUGUUCAGUCCGAUUAUAUAUAAUGACAUAGAUAGUAAUUUCUUAGGUAUAAGCACUAAGCAGGGUACCAAGACCGUUGUAGUCGGAUAAUCAGCAAAAAUUACAAGUUCAACUUUCCUAAAUUUAAUCCAAUUCAUGUUAGAGGACUGGUUUCAUCCUAAUGAGUCUAAGCUAACUUUUCAACCAAAGGCAGUAAGUAGAGCGAAAUAAGGGUCGAACACACACAACUCGGAGCUCAAGUGAGAUAUAGAAGACCUUGUCAUCAAGUUGUGGGCUAAAUUGCGGUUAGAAGCUAAUUACUUGUGUCAUAAAAGAGAAAGUAUAGGGCCGGCCAAUUUGAACAACUUUUUAAAAGAUAGGG